AUGCAGACGUUAUAUAAGAAAGGCUUGGUGCCUCAGCUGUCAACGGCGCGUCGACACCGUGAACAAACUUUCACUAUAUCCACUGACAGCGAUGGCGAUAUGGCUAGCCAUUUCUCGUUUGGAGGAAACGGCCUUGAGGGAGAGCUAGAGGACGAGCAAGAUGACGAACCAGGCACGAAGAGACGAAGGACUCUUCCUGCGAGGAAUCGCCGUAAACCCAUUCGCUAUGGUUACUCGCUUGUCGGGGGUGAUGAUGACGGGACCCCCAGCCCCGAGCAACAAAAUGAUACCCAAACGGAAGAUGAUAGGAUUAUGAAGCUAUUGGAGAUGAUGCGCGCAGAUGAUUUUAAUAAGAUCCAUGAAAUGGCAAAAAUGUCCUUCGCCGAGACAAGGAGGGCUGAAGAUGCGCUUCGCGAGAAGACCGAGCUUGAAUCUCGAUUUAAAGAAACCGACGAGAAACUUCUGCAAUUGAUGGAACAUAUCAAGAAAGAACAAGAGUCAAAGGCACAGAUGGAGAGCAUACAGAAUAGCUCUAACGUGGCCUUUCUAGGAAUGGAAGACGGUGACAAGGAGAAGAUCAAAGCCGCGUGGGAGGCUGUGGGCAAGAACCUGGACAAACUCAGCCAUCAGCAAUGGAAAGAAGAUAAUUUGGAGGAUGCAAUGAAUACACUCCAGAAAGUUAUUGAUAAAUUCACCGCUGACUCGACGAUGAAACCUGGUGUCUCUCCCAACAUUCCUUUGAUGGAAGCUACCAAUAGCAACCAGCUGAAUGGCGGAUUCUCAGGCUCUCCCUCUAUCGGCAAUCGAAGUUGGGCUCCCCCAGCUUGA
This is a messenger RNA of Arthroderma uncinatum, 828 nucleotides long. RefSeq lists its product as uncharacterized. The coding region runs from base 1 to 828 and encodes 275 amino acids. Lineage: Eukaryota; Fungi; Ascomycota; Eurotiomycetes; Onygenales; Arthrodermataceae. The transcript has 2 exons. The record is from RefSeq and is a predicted model, not a curated record.